Messenger RNA from Nasonia vitripennis (jewel wasp), 929 nucleotides. RefSeq names its product cuticular protein RR-2 family member 8 (gene CPR8). The record is from RefSeq and is marked validated. The transcript has 2 exons. Gene Ontology annotation, cellular component: extracellular matrix. Bases 74 to 748 code for a protein of 224 amino acids. Lineage: Eukaryota; Metazoa; Arthropoda; Insecta; Hymenoptera; Pteromalidae.
CCUCGCAGCUACAGCAGCAGCUAGCUCAAGCUCCUCGUUCGCUUUGUCGAAGAAGAAACCAAGCCCAGUCGAAAUGGCCUGCAAGACUCUCGCACUCCUCUGCCUCGCCGCCGGCAUCGCCUGCAUCCAGUCCGCGGCUGUGGUCCCCGUAGCCACGGCCCCGGUGCUCGCCAAGAUCGAGAACCUGGACGCGCCCGCCCAGUACAGCUUCGCCUACGACGUACAAGACUCCAUCACCGGUGACUCCAAGGCCCAGUACGAGACCCGCACCGGCGACGUCGUCCAGGGCAGCUACUCGCUCAUCGAGGCCGACGGCAGCCGACGCAUUGUCGACUACACCGCCGACCCCGUCAACGGCUUCAACGCCGUGGUCAACCGUGAGCCCGCCGUUGCCGCCGUGGCCCCGGUCGUCACCAAGACCGUCGUCGAGGCUCCAGUGGCGGCUCCCGUCAUCGCUGCCAGAACCGUCGCCGCUGCCCCGGUCGUGGCCAGAACCGUAGCUGCCGCUCCGGUCGCCGCUCCAGUUUUCGCCAGGACUGUCGCGGCUGCUCCAGUGAUCGCCAGAUCCGCCGUUGCCGCCCCAGUCGCUGCCCCAGUCGCCGGCCCAGUCUUCGCCAGAACCGUCGCCGCUGGACCCGUCGUCGCCGCCAGGGCCGUUGCCGCGGCUCCGGUCUACCAGGCGUACACUCUGCCCAGAGCCGUCGCCACGAGGGUGGGAGUCCCUCUGACCUACCCCGCUUACAUUUAAAUCUCUCGAGGCGAUCGAUCGGCUUUCUUUCGUAUACGUACUGACGGGUGAUUUGCAGUUCUCGAUGAACAUGCGUGUAGGAUAAGAUGGAUGUGCUUUAAUUCGUUUGAGAGCAUUGUACAUAUAGGCCAGACGAAGGUUUCUUUUUUUUGUUAAUAAAGUUGAUUGAUGUUUUACGAUU